GGGAAGUAGUGAGAGCCAUGCUGUUACAUUGUAUCACACAAAGAAAGACACAGAGAGAGCCACACACACAGGAUCCGCAUACAGUGACAGUCCGCAAUGCACGACGAGAUAAAACUGGGGGCGUCUUACAUUGUAAGAUUGCUGAAUCGUCAUCAAAAGCUCGACAAUAAGCAGGUCAACACUUUCAUUGAGACUUUGUCAUCCAUCCUGAGUGAAAGGUUUGAAGGACACUGGUACCCAGAAUGCCCACAUAAAGGACAAGCCUACAGGUGUAUACGGAUAGAACAGAGCACCGUUGUGGACGACUCAGUAUUGCAAGCAUGUGUUCGGAGUGGACUACGAUGCUCGCAGCUGGCACUGCCAAAAAACAUGUAUCUGUGGAUCGAUCCUGAGGAGGUCACCUGUCGGUUGGGAAAAAGCUGUAGCCCAUUUAAAGUGAAAAUUCCGGAGAUAAAUGUAACCAAGGAACCCUCAGAUACAGAUAAAUCAGAUCUAGAGACCUCCGACUAUCAUUCAGAUUGCUCAGACACAUGUGGGACUCCCUCUGAGAGCUCCAGUGAGGAUGAAGAAUCCGGGGGAAAUAAGGAAAUUACUACAAUGAACAAGUCAGAGAAAAUGGGUGCACAGUAUUACUACAACCCGUCUCCAGCAUCUGCUGUCUAUUACAGUUACCCCAGGAAUACAGUGAGUUUUAUACCAGCAUACCAGCCAGUGACUCUUUAUUAUCUGAUUCCCAAACCAAUCAAAUACUAUCACGGAGGCAAAUCGAGAGGGAUGAACCAAAAAUGGAAGCCAAACAGGACUGCAACCAAGAAAACAGUAAACUGAUCUUGCUGGAUAUAUCAACACAUAGCCUCAUGGUAACCUCUGAAGUUCAAAGCAUAAGCUAUUCAUCUACAUGCGGAUGGUGGGUUCUUCCCACCAGACAGCUACUCUCUUAAGUUAAAGGUUUUCUGUGCAAGUCCUUAGGGACAAAGUCAUGGAACAGAAAUUAGCCAAAAACAAGCUUUAGACUGCUAUUUCUGUAGUCCCGGAUGGUAUUUGAUUUCCAUAUUUCUAUGGUAGGUGGUAGUAGCAUUACACUGUGCAUCUCAUACACUUUUCACCCUUUUAUGUAUCCACUACAGUGCUUAGAGUUUAAGGGGCAUCUAAGGUCUAUUGUGUUGGAGACCCUAAAAUGUGAAUACAGCCCCAAUUUGUCUUGUCAGAUAGCUGAAUUAGGAGACAAAUGAUCUCGUCUUCAAGAUUUAGUGAAUUGAGGCAGUUAUCUCAAAUGCAGGAGACUCAUCUCCUACCUCCGAGGCUCAGUGAAGGUUCCUAUCCUAUCUACGUAAGUAGGGCAAUCCCGGGCACAACAACAGUUUCACAGGUCUAGUGAAGAGAGCCUUUUGUCUAACGUCCUGCCAGAUAUAUCCUUUUUUAUAAGGCACAGAAGGAUUGCCCUUCUUUAAGGGCAGAGGAUUGGCCGUUGUCGCUUACCUACUGCAGGCUGAGCUUCACAUUUUAGGUUCAUCAGGCAGAUCCCCCCACUGGACUGUUUAACUAGUUAUGCCCCUCUAAGUAUCAGCCAGGAUCUUGACCUAAACCUGCACAGGCAUCUUCUCUUCUCCCCAAUCCCGCCCCCAAGGAUUGCCGGACGAUCCUUUUCUCUCAGGAAUCACCAGACAGUUCUCAUGUUAUUAAAAAAACUGUGACACUCCUUUUUUUCUAUAGCACAUAUGAUAAAUUGGAGAAUAAAAUUAAAUUACUAUCAGUAUAACUAACUCAUAAUUAAAGACUUAAAACUGUGACUUAAACAUAUAUGGCCUGGUACAUAAAGAACCAGUUCACAGGUAGAAUAACAGAGAUAUGUGGAACACAAAAGUGCAAUCUACCUCCUCAGUGCUCAAAGGUUUGAGAUGAGCUUUAAACCUCAGAGUGUCAGAAGCGGUCUAUUAAAACCCGUCCUGGAAGUAUGCAUGUUGCAAUCUGUAUAUGUCCAAGUAUUUAUCCUAAUCUAU
This is a messenger RNA of Pelobates fuscus (common spadefoot toad), 2000 nucleotides long. RefSeq names its product protein BTG3-like. Gene Ontology annotation, biological process: negative regulation of mitotic cell cycle; negative regulation of cell population proliferation. The transcript has 5 exons. Bases 97 to 828 code for a protein of 243 amino acids. NCBI's taxonomy places the organism in Eukaryota, Metazoa, Chordata, Amphibia, Anura, Pelobatidae. The record is from RefSeq and is a predicted model, not a curated record. Gene Ontology annotation, cellular component: cytoplasm; nucleus.